AUCACAUUAGUACAUGUACAUACAAUACAUAAAAUCAAGUUGAAGCCUCGGCCAAACCUGUGGCUAGUGUAACUAUGUGGCUAUUCAGGCACAGACAUGCCACGCUUAUCGAUUACAUACGUAACUAUCUGAAUAGCUAUCUUAUCUUAUCACCCGUCCAUAUUUUUCCGGCCGGCUCCAGAAAAAAAAGUGCGGGAACCAUUAGCAAAAAAAAAAAAAAAAAGAAGAAUUCUCUUAAAGCUUUCCAAUUCGCAAAGUCGCGAAAAACGUGAUUAAACGGCCAAUACACCCCCCCAAGUCAACGAACACAACAUAUGUUAAUAAGCCCACCUUGAACCCGCCCAAUUGACCUCUCUCCUCAGAAGUUUCAAAAAUAAAAAUGUCGAGAGGAGCGCCGCGUGGACGAGGCGGCUUCGGUGGUGGUGGUGGCUAUGGCGGAGGUGGUGGUUUUGGAGGUGGUAGAGGCGGUGGUCGAGGAGGCGGCCGCGGCGGCUUCGGACAACGAGACUUCGGCCCGCCGGACACGAUCUUGGAGCUAGGCAGCUUCCUGCACGCGUGUGAGGGGGAGAUGGUUUGCGAGAGCUCCAACCCCAAAGUGCCGCACUUCAACGCGCAGAUCUUCCUCGAGAACAAGACCGCCGUCGGCAAGGUCGACGAGGUCCUCGGCCCCAUCAACCAGGUCUACUUCACCAUCAAGCCCUCCGAGGGCAUCCAGCCCGCCUCCUUCAAGCCUGGCGACAAGUUCUUCAUCGGCUCCGAGAAGCUCCUCCCCCUCGAGAAGUUCCUGCCCCGACCUAAGCCCCCGCCAGGUGCCCCCAAGGUCAAGAAGCCCAGCCGUGGUGGUGCUGGUGGUGGCCGUGGCUUUAGCAGAGGUGGCCCGAUACGAGGCGGUCGUGGAAUGGGUCGUGGUGGCCCGCCAAGAGGAGGCAGAGGCGGUUUCGGUGGAAGUAGCUUCGGCGGUGGCAGAGGAGGUAGCGGUGGUGGCCGUGGAGGCGGUGGCUUCAGCCGUGGUGGCAGCAGUGGAGGAGGCAGAGGCCGAGGUGGUUUCAGCCGCGGAGGUGGAGGCCGAUAUUAAAGGGAUGGUUCUCUGGACCCCAAGCAGAACAAACAGGGAAAAAGAAAAAAGUAAAAACCAAAAGGGAGACAUACCCUACCCUACCCUAUCCUAUCCUCUCGACAUCUUCUUGUCUUCUAAGAAGAAGCUGACCUCCCACCCCUCUCUCCCGUCAUGGAGACUCUGAAGACUUGAAAGUCGAAUCCCUUCCUCGGCGUGGCGUUCCCCCCCCCCC
Messenger RNA from Hypoxylon fragiforme, 1289 nucleotides. Its product is annotated as Gar1/Naf1 RNA binding region-domain-containing protein. The transcript is spliced from 2 exons. Gene Ontology annotation, molecular function: box H/ACA snoRNA binding. Gene Ontology annotation, biological process: snoRNA guided rRNA pseudouridine synthesis; ribosome biogenesis. Gene Ontology annotation, cellular component: box H/ACA snoRNP complex. Lineage: Eukaryota; Fungi; Ascomycota; Sordariomycetes; Xylariales; Hypoxylaceae. The record is from RefSeq and is a predicted model, not a curated record. The coding region runs from base 380 to 1075 and encodes 231 amino acids.